AUGGAGUCAAUUCCUCAAGGAGUGGAGAGAUUAACCGGUCUUUGGAUUUUGAGCGGUUUUAAUGCAGGAAGAGGAUCAAGUAAGUUGGGAUAUUUGAGAAAACUAAACCAACUUCGAGGAUCUCUACUACUUGAUCUAAGAGACUUGAGUGAGUUAGAAGACUUGGAUGACGCUAAGAAUGCAGAAUUAAAAAAUAAGAAAUACAUUCAAAAGUUGAGCAUAACUUUUCGUGGGGAGGUGAGAGUGGACAUAAUGGAGGCUCUUCAACCACCUCCAAACCUGCAUUAUUUUCGAAUGCAUGGAUACGAGGGCACCCAAUUGCCAGUAUGGAUCACCACGUCCCUUAACUAUUUAAGGGUGCUUAAUUUCUCAUCAUUUGGGAACUACUCAUCUUUGCCCCCGUUGGGAAAACUACCAAUGCUUGAGGAGCUUGAGAUAUCAGCCAUGGAUAGCAUGAAAUACGUGGGCAAUGAAUUCUUGGGGAUACUGGGGACUAUCCAUAAACUACCGUCUGCGGAAACUGCAUUCCCGAAGUUGAGGAAAUUGCUUUUUUCCGAAUGUGACAACUGGGAAAAGUGGGAGGAUAUAACUGGGGAUGAAAAAGACCAUCUCUCAAUAAUGCCAUGUCUCAGGGAGUUAGAAAUCGAUGAUUGCAACAAGUUAAAGGCACUGCCACAUUGCCUCCUUCGAAUGGCAUCGUCUCUGGAGUAUUUGACAGUUAAGAGCUCCUUAUGUCUAGCUUCGCUUUACGGGGACAGGACUGGAGACGAAUGGGACAAGAUAUCUCACAUUCCCCACAUUAAGGCCGAUCCCGAUGCAUUUAUUGCAAUGGAAUUGAGCAGAAUAGUUCCUGCAUAUGAAAUUGGUGGCGGAUCUUUGUGUUGA
Fraxinus pennsylvanica is the source of this 885-nucleotide messenger RNA. Lineage: Eukaryota; Viridiplantae; Streptophyta; Magnoliopsida; Lamiales; Oleaceae. The record is from the annotation of a GenBank genome assembly.